AUGGUCAUUCCUUUCUUCGGGGAGAAUUUUUUUAGUUUGAACGUCUUUAAUCUUAGAGAAGGUUUUUGUAGCACUCAACAAAAAUAUCGCACUUUACAGUACUGGCUAUUGAUUCCAAAGUCAAAAUUGUUAAACCUACGUUCAGGGGCCAGUCUGCGUAAUUUACAUCUGUUGCUGUUUGUUAUGCUCAACAAAGACGCUGGUAGAGGAACAGGGUCUAUGUCGCGGUCCACAAGCUUAGGCAUUGUUGAUGAAGCUAUUACUGCUGGCUGGCUUAAUUCUGAUGAUAAUUCAAAUGUUGAGCGAUCAGUCUCUGUAUCUAAUACAAAACUAUCAAAUACCACUUAUUCUAGUAACGGCACACUAUCAUGCAGCUGUUCUAUAUGCUUUAAAGAUAUGGUGGCUGAAAAAACCGUUCCCAACGUUAUGAAAAUUCAGCUUAAGUUGCUUGAGAUUUUUAGAGCUAUGCCACGUUUUGAAAUCGACGUUGCUGAAGUUAUGCUCCAGCUAGUACGACAACCUAAGAUCCUGAUAGAAUACUGUGUUGCUAAUUAG
This is a messenger RNA of Mycotypha africana, 555 nucleotides long. RefSeq lists its product as uncharacterized. NCBI's taxonomy places the organism in Eukaryota, Fungi, Mucoromycota, Mucoromycetes, Mucorales, Mycotyphaceae. The transcript has 5 exons. The coding region runs from base 1 to 555 and encodes 184 amino acids. The record is from RefSeq and is a predicted model, not a curated record.